Messenger RNA from Schizosaccharomyces osmophilus, 219 nucleotides. It is a transcript of the gene dpm2, whose product is annotated as dolichol-phosphate mannosyltransferase regulatory subunit Dpm2. NCBI's taxonomy places the organism in Eukaryota, Fungi, Ascomycota, Schizosaccharomycetes, Schizosaccharomycetales, Schizosaccharomycetaceae. The coding region runs from base 1 to 219 and encodes 72 amino acids. Gene Ontology annotation, molecular function: enzyme regulator activity. The record is from RefSeq and is a predicted model, not a curated record. Gene Ontology annotation, biological process: GPI anchor biosynthetic process. The transcript has 2 exons. Gene Ontology annotation, cellular component: endoplasmic reticulum membrane; dolichol-phosphate-mannose synthase complex.
AUGUUAAUCUAUUUGUUAACAGCUGCUUUUAUUUAUUACACUAUAUGGAUUUUAAUCAUGCCUUUUGUUGACGGGAUGAACCCAACUCACAAAUUCUUCUUAGAUCGUGAAUGGGCAAUUGUCGUACCAGUAUCUUUGAUGCUUUUUGGAAUUUGCUUAGUUGGAACAUUUAUUUCAUUAGUGAUGAUCAAAUCUGAAAAAAACACUCGAAAGACGUAA